CGCGGGCGGCUCCCUGCAGCUGCCAAGCGGGGUCUGGCGGCGAGACGGUCCCAGCGCGCUGCCCCCGGGAGGAGUCGGACGCUGCCCGGACGCCCCGCAUGGCUCUGUGCCCGGCGCCCGAGGCCCGGGUGCGCCUGGUGCUCUUCGGGGCGGCGGGCGUGGGCAAGACGGCGCUGGUCCGCCGCUUCCUGCAGGACACCUUCGAGGCGCGGCACCGGCGCACGGUGGAGGAGCUGCACCUGCUGGAGCUGGAGCUGGAGGCGGGCUCCGGGCUGCGCCUCCGCCUGGAGAUCCUGGACACGAGCGGCAGCUACAGCUUCCCGGCCAUGCGGCGCCUCUGCAUCAGCCGCGCCGACGCCUUCGCCCUGGUCUACUCGCUGCAGGAGCCCGACUCCUUCGCCGAGGUGCAGCGGCUGCGGGACGAGAUCCUGGAGGCCAAGCGGGGCGCGGUGCCCUUCGUGGUGGUGGGGAACAAGAGCGACCUGGCGCCGGGCGAGCCCGACCCGCGCAUCGCCGCCGCGCAGCGGGACUGGGGCUGCCCCUGCCUGGAGGCGUCGGCCAAGCAGGGGCGCAACGUGGUCGGCCUCUUCCAGGAGCUGCUGAGCCAGGUCAACCUGCCCGGGCGGCUCAGCCCGGCCCUGCAGCGCCGCCGGCCCCAGACCUUCUCCAAGGAGCCGCCCCGCCGGAGCGCCAAGAGCCACGGCUGCGCUGUCUGCUAGGGCCCGGCAGGGCUGAGAGCGGACCCCGGGGUGCCGCGGCCAGCGGGCCCCAGAGCCGGGCGGGAGGGGCUCCCCCGGCAGCUGGAGAGAGCCGGACUGGAGCUGCCUGCAGGGCGCUCCCGGUCCGCCCGCUGAGAGUGACCCGUUCGGGAUUGUUCCCCGCGUGCCAGCGGGGGGAGGAGCGGGCUCUGCUCCCCAUGUACCCCGCCUCCAGGCUGCAGCAGGCUCGGGGUGUUCCUGUGUGCCCUGCGUGCGCCCACGGGCGGCUCUCCAGGGCUGUGCGCUCCGGGCAUGGGGAACCCCAGCCUGGCCGAGCCGGAGAGCUUCGGGAGCAAGGUGUCGGAGCCGAGCAACGAGCCCGGCGAGAGUGCGGGGACUGUGGCUUUCUCUCUCCCUUUUGCUGGGUUCGGAGGGCAGGGGAAGCUUCAAAGACAGCUCCCUGCCUCUUGUUAGCUUGUCCCGGACCUCUGGGGAUGCCGAUGUGGGUCUCCCAAUCUCGGCAGCGGUAGGAUGAGCGCUCACACCGCCUCUGCCAAAGCCUGCCUUUCUCCAUAACCUUCUCGGUCACUGAGGUUACAGGGCUCCUAAAGCCAGAGCUGUAAACGGGCGGGCUCAAAAUCCCUUCCCUGCCCAGGCUGCAGCUGCCAGGGGCCUGACCUUGUUCCAGGGGAUUUGCUGAGGGCAGCUGAGUUUCUAAUAUCAGAAUAAAGCUGCCCAGCUGCUCCCACUCUUGUCCUGCGGUGAGUCCCACCACCCGCCUCCCUGCGUAAGGACAAAGGCACAGCGUCCCCCCCACCCCUUCCUUGGAGGGGCCUGCUCAGCAGCCCUGUGCUACGGGCCAGGGCGGGGCAGGGCUUCACGUGUAAUGAAGGAGCUGCUGGGGCUCCUGCGAUUUGUUUACACUCCUACCUGGUGCGGCAAGCCCGGAGCGGCCGGCCGGGGCUCAAGCCUGGCACAAACUACGCGCUGCAGCGGGCGGCCCCGGUGGGGAAGCGGCUCCGGCUGCGAGGCCAAAGGGCCCCAGGCGAUGUGUGGUCCUGCGCCGCAGCUCCCCGGGCGCACUGCGAGAGACGCAAGGACGGAACGACCCCCCUCGGCCUCUGGCACCUCUUACUGCGGGGAGCAGCCAGAGCCGCCUAGAAUCGAGCCAGCUGUGGGGGGAGUGUGAAAAGGUGAAGGGGGGCGGGGGGGUAUUGCAGAGCGCGGCCCCCGCCAAAACACGGCUCCAGGAAUGACGCUGUAAGGGGACCCAGGCAUGUGUUAAGCUACUUGUUUCUUCGUGUUCCGUGACCACUCUAGCUUCCUGUAAUAAACCACUGUGUGGACGAGUCCCUGUGUCUAAGUGCCUUGGCCCUGACCGCUGCGUCGCCGGCUGCGGUGGGCAGAGCCCUGUCCGCCCGGGCCCGCGGUUCUCCAGCUCCCCGCUUCCCGGCCUCUUGGUGCGCUGCAGCCGCUGCUCCCUGCCCUUGGAGUGGCACCAGCUCUAAUUCACGGUUCCAGGGCCAAGAUUUUAGGAAUGUAAAACUGCCUCAGAACCCAAACUCCGCUGCCAGUUCGUACCCACUCCUCGGCCCCACAGGGCCGCGGGACAUGGACCCUUCCACAGAAGGCCCUGCCGACUCUCUCUCGGGGUACAGUCUCUGUUUGGAAGAGGGCUGCGUGCAGGGUAUUGGGUUAAGAACUCGUUUAAUUUCCCUUUUGGGCACUCUUCUGUCCCUCCGCGAACUACACAACCGGCUGGGAGAUAAAAGCAACUCUCAGAUAGGGAGCCUGGGCAAGCAAAUUUACGGUCACAUCAAUCUUGCUGGAAAGAAUGUUUUUGCGCUUUAACUUGCACAGCUGAAGACUCAGACUUGCCCCUUUUAAUGAAUUUACUGCAGUUAUUUAAAUGUGAAUUCAAUCCAUUUGAAUAACAUUUGGGUCUUUGACGCUAACUUGUCAAAUAACAAACAGGAAAUUAAUAGAUUUUGCUACACCAGAUCAGACUAUUUCAUCCAUCAAAUCCAGUACCCCGCCUUCAACAGCAGCCGAUACCUCAUACUUUAAAGAAAGGGGGCCAGGGGGACGCUGCUUGCCAAGUUCCUUUGUGAAUAGUUUGUUGAAGUCACACCUACUAAGACUUUGCAAUAAGGCCAGUUUCAAACGGGCCAGCUCAAAAUCCCUUCCCUGCCCAGGCUGCAGCUGGGGCUGUGCCCACAGCUAAACACCCCCCUGCAGCUUGAGGCGCCUAGAGAAGCGGUUGCUCGCCCUGCAAGAUUCCUCCUGUGUUUGUUUCAAAGCCUUACCACAGGGUGUGGGGCGGUGGUAAAUAGAUGAUGUUGACGAUGAUUAACAAAAGUACCCAACCUCAAUCUCCUUGAAACCAGGGCUGAGCUGA
Messenger RNA from Chelonia mydas (Green sea turtle), 3096 nucleotides. RefSeq names its product ras-related protein Rap-2c. Gene Ontology annotation, molecular function: GTPase activity; GTP binding. The coding region runs from base 99 to 719 and encodes 206 amino acids. The transcript has a single exon. NCBI's taxonomy places the organism in Eukaryota, Metazoa, Chordata, Testudines, Cheloniidae. The record is from RefSeq and is a predicted model, not a curated record.